AUUGGUGCUCCUCUUAUCUCGCCGCGCCGCCACCGCUCCAUUUCCGCUCCCCCAGCCCCCCCAAAAGAACCUCGUAACCCUACUCGCGGGAUUCCGCAGGCCGCCGCUUGCUUAGGGUUCAUCACUCCUGUUCACACCCGAUGGCCGUGGACGAGGCGAGCAGCAGUGGCGGUGGGGAGGAGGGGUGCGGGUCGUGGACCCGCGAGCAGGAGAAGGCGUUCGAGAACGCGGUGGCGACGAUGGGCGGGGAGGAGGACGGGGACGCGAGGUGGGAGAAGCUAGCGGAGGCCGUCGAGGGGAAGACGCCGGAGGAGGUCAGGCGGCACUACGAGCUGCUGGUGGAGGACGUCGACGGCAUCGAGUCGGGCCGCGUCCCGCUUCCGGCGUACGCGGCUGACGGCGCUGCCGAGGAAGGGGGCGGUGGCGGGAAGAAGGGAAGUGGCGGAGGAGGGACCCAUGGGGACAAGGGGUCGGCGAAGUCCGCCGAGCAGGAGCGUAGGAAGGGCAUCGCCUGGACAGAGGACGAGCACAGAUUGUUCCUCCUUGGACUUGAAAAGUAUGGCAAAGGUGACUGGCGGAGCAUCUCGCGGAACUUUGUGAUCUCAAGGACGCCGACUCAAGUAGCUAGUCAUGCACAGAAGUACUUUAUCCGUCUGAACUCAAUGAACAGAGAAAGGCGGCGAUCAAGUAUACAUGACAUCACCAGUGUGAACAAUGGAGAUCCAUCAACUGCACAGGGUCCAAUCACAGGCCAAACAAAUGGUCAGGCUGCAAAUCCUGGAAAACCAUCUAAGCAAUCCCCGCAGCCAGCGAAUACACCUCCAGGCGUCGAUGCUUAUGGCACAACAAUUGGACAGCCAGUUGGUGGCCCCCUUGUCUCAGCUGUUGGAACUCCCGUUACACUACCUGUUUCCGCUCCACCUCAUCUGGCCUAUGGCAUGCGUGCCCCGGUUCCAGGAGCCGUAGUACCUGGUGCUCCAGUAAACAUUGCUCCGAUGCCCUAUCCAAUGCCACCCCCACCAUCUCAUGGGUGACAGGGUGAGGGACACAUUUCAAAUGCUGUGUAGCGUCUAAACAAACCCAUAAUCUCCCCCUAUGCCAGCAUUUUGCGGGUGUGCUGCUAUGUCUCAAUAAAGCAAUGCCAAUAAACCCUUGUACAUUACAAACUGUUGUUACAUGUUGCAUUGAGGACAUUGCAGAUUGUGUACUUUGUGUUGCAUGCAAACUUUUCAUGUACAUCUCCAAAAUCCAAGUGUUUCUCGUUAUGGCAGCUUGUACUUCAGUCAGUACC
This is a messenger RNA of Zea mays, 1291 nucleotides long. RefSeq lists its product as uncharacterized. Gene Ontology annotation, biological process: response to gibberellin; response to salicylic acid. Lineage: Eukaryota; Viridiplantae; Streptophyta; Magnoliopsida; Poales; Poaceae. The record is from RefSeq and is marked provisional. Gene Ontology annotation, molecular function: DNA binding.